AUGGAGAGAACAAAGGCAUCGCUCUUGAAAGUCCAGCCUCCCACGUACGGGAACAUCAUCACGGUCCUCAGCAUAGACGGAGGCGGAGUUAGAGGGAUCAUCCCUGCCACCAUUCUUGCUUUCCUGGAGUCCGAACUCCAGGAGCUAGAUGGGGAGGAUGCUAGACUGGCGGAUUACUUCGACGUGAUUGCUGGAACGAGCACGGGGGGUCUAGUGACGGCCAUGUUGACCGCGCCUAAUGAGGAGGAUCGCCCUCUCUUUGCGGCCAAGGAUAUCCAGUCCUUUUAUCUCGAGCACAGUCCCAAGAUUUUCCCACAGAAAAGGGGAACGUGGGGGAGAGCAAGGAAGUUGGUAAAGUCAUUGAGAGGUCCCAAGUACGAUGCGGAAUACCUUCGUGGGCUAAUAAGGCAGAAACUUGGAGAGACUCGUUUCCAUGACACAUUGGCUCAUGUCGUCAUUCCCACCUUUGACAUCGAGCGUCUUCAGCCUACCAUUUUCUCCUCCUACGAGAAAUCUGUCAAUCUCGUCCAUCAUGUUAUAAAAUCUCCAUCUCCGGACGCUCGGCUCUCGGACAUCUGCAUUGGUACAUCGGCCACCCCAACUUAUCUACCCGCUCACUAUUUCAGCACUCGGGACAUUCAAGGACAUACCCGUGAAUUCCACCUCAUAGACGGUGGAGUUGCCGCAAACAAUCCGGCAUUGGUGGCUAUAUCCCAGGUGACCAAGCAGAUAUUCGAUGCCAAUCCCGAUUUCUUCCCCAUUGGUGCAACAGACUGUGGACGAUUUCUAGUGAUCUCGAUCGGGACCGGGUCGCCGAAGAUAGAGCAAAAGUACAACGCUAAGAUGGCCGCGAAAUGGGGAACCUUGGGGUGGCUUCUUCAUGGUGGUUCAGUUCCGUUGGUGGAUGUGUUCACUAUGGCCAGUGCAGACAUGGUGGACUUUCAUAUUUCUGCAGUUUUCCAAGCACUCCAUUCUGAAGAAAACUACCUCAGAAUCCAAGAGGAUACAUUAACCGGGAAGGAUUCAUCCGUUGACAUUGCUACGAAGGAGAACUUGGAGAAGCUCGUGCAUAUCGGUGGAAGGUUAUUGAAGAAGCCCGUCUCUAGGGUAAACCUCGAAACCGGUUUAUCCGAACCGAUUACCAAAGGGACCAUCAAUGCCGAUGCUCUAAAGAGGUUUGCAAGAAAACUCUCUGAGGAAAGAAGACUUCGAGAGUCUCGAUCUCCAAACGCCGACAAAAGCUCACAACAUUGAAGAUGGCAACGUCUUUUUGUUACUCCUUCUAUUCAUUGAACUAAUUGGUGACCCUUUGCAAAUUUUUUUAUUAAGCAAAGAGUUAUGUAGAGAGGCAUGGUCAGUAACCUUGUAUCUUUUA
Molecule: messenger RNA, 1375 nt
Organism: Rhodamnia argentea
Lineage: Eukaryota; Viridiplantae; Streptophyta; Magnoliopsida; Myrtales; Myrtaceae
Product: patatin-like protein 2
Exons: 7
Coding region: 1-1254 (417 amino acids)
Biological process (GO): lipid metabolic process
Molecular function (GO): monoacylglycerol lipase activity; glycerophospholipase activity
Source: RefSeq, a predicted model, not a curated record